Molecule: messenger RNA, 609 nt
Organism: Protopolystoma xenopodis
Lineage: Eukaryota; Metazoa; Platyhelminthes; Monogenea; Polystomatidea; Polystomatidae
Source: the annotation of a GenBank genome assembly
AUGCGAUUAGCUCGACUUCGCUCUCAAGUCAAUGCACGUCGUGAACUUGCCGUCUCACGAGCCCGAGCCCUUCAGGCAUCCCGAGGUCUUGUCGAUUUCGUUGGUGAAUCUGCGAGAAUAUCAACCACAUCUUCAGCUACCUCUUUGCCAAACACUAAUAGCACAAGUAACCCUCUCUCUGCAUUGCCCAACGCAAGCUUGGCUAAAAUUGCCGUUUAUACUAAUGCUGCUACUGCUGUGACCACCACCUUCCCUUAUCUGGUUCCUUCGGCUUCAGCUCCUAUCCUUCUUAGACCCUCUCCAUCUUCCUUAAAUUCAUCUAACAUUACUUCCUCAUCCUCAUCUCUCCCGGCUUCCUUGACGUCGCCAGUGGACAUUCAGGCACUUGGUGUGCCCGUGAAUCUUCUAUCCCCUGCAUCGGAUAGCCUUGCAGAUACUUUCCUUGAGCGGACAUGUGCAUCAGGGCCUGCUAGUCAAACAGCGUCGAAUCAGCCCAUUUUUUGCUCUUCCUCGUCAACGUUGGGUAUUCGAAUGACAACUAUUCAGGAGAGUAAUCCAGUUAUUUCUGCUUCUGCUAGGAGUUCACAGAUUGGAAAAACAAAAUGUUAG